Messenger RNA from Morchella importuna, 1416 nucleotides. RefSeq lists its product as uncharacterized. The record is from RefSeq and is a predicted model, not a curated record. The transcript is spliced from 4 exons. NCBI's taxonomy places the organism in Eukaryota, Fungi, Ascomycota, Pezizomycetes, Pezizales, Morchellaceae. The coding region runs from base 1 to 1416 and encodes 471 amino acids. Gene Ontology annotation, molecular function: DNA-binding transcription factor activity, RNA polymerase II-specific; RNA polymerase II cis-regulatory region sequence-specific DNA binding. Gene Ontology annotation, cellular component: transcription regulator complex; PcG protein complex. Gene Ontology annotation, biological process: regulation of transcription by RNA polymerase II.
AUGGAUUUGACAAACAUUCUUAAUACCAAGGAUGGGGCAUCUGCCGCGGCAGCAGCUGGGCCCCCUCAUUUGGGCCUUGCUAUCGAAUUUCAGAAGCACUCAUAUCUUUCUCGAGAACACCCUCAGAGCCCAGCUCCCUCAGAAUUCGCUUCAGAUCGGGAAGGGUCGCCUCAUUCAUCUACCUCACCAUCUGUCUCAGAGCAUUCGUCUUAUCCAAUACAGCCAGCCCCAACUUCUAAUGGCCAGUACUCGGCUGCGCCACUUGCCCCACUUAACACUGGUGGAAGGGGGCCUGGACGGCCUUCUUCAGGGGAUCCGUUCUCAAAAGCGUUUCCCUGCAGUGUAUGCAAUAAAGGCUUUGCUCGUCGUAGUGAUUUGGCUAGACAUGAGCGGAUACAUACUGGGAUCAGACCUCACGUUUGCGAUUAUCCCGGGUGUGAAAAACAAUUCAUCCAGCGGUCAGCUUUGACCGUACAUGCCCGUGUUCACACCGGAGAAAAGCCUCACAUGUGCGAUACGUGCGGGAAGCCGUUUAGUGAUUCCAGUUCUCUUGCGCGACACCGACGCAUACACUCUGGAAAGAGGCCAUAUAAAUGUCCAUACGCGGAUUGUCAGAAGACCUUCACAAGGCGAACAACACUUACUCGCCAUCAAAAUCAUCAUACUGGGACAAUCAGCGAAGCAGCCGCUGCGACUGCCGCCGCGCUUGCUGCCAGGCCCACUUUGCCGAAGCCAGGGAGACCGCCAAGAUCCCCCAGUGCCCGCCCUCUAGGUCGCCCUCCAAACGACUCGCAGCCGUCUUCAGCGCACUCUACACCGUCCCCUAGUCAGCGCACAGCUUCAUUAUCACCUUCAACGGAGCUCCCGCCUCCAUUCUCCACUCACCGUCAGGCCGCGGAGUAUAAUAUGUACCGUGGAAAUAGCAAUAAUAUGAAUAUCACUUCACACCCUGCUUCGUUAAUGGGCGAGAUGCAACCAUUAACACCUCGCCCAACACCUACGACGACACCUACAAUUCCUUCCGUAAUGGUGCCUGGGAUGAAUCGUCAACCCCCGACCUCAAAUCCAAACUACUUGCCGCCCCUGCCCCCAAUUCUUGAGCCAAAAUCAGAAUAUCAAAGACAAGGGAGCCCCCACCUUUCUGGUGGCUUAGGCAGCCCGCACAUGUCUUCAGCUGGGAGCCCUCACAUGUCUCACGCAAAUCACCCAUACUCCCCAGCAGGUUACCGCUCGCCCUCAUAUCCUACAUCUGCAAUGUCAUCAGAUGAACAGGUUUUCUUCCCGCCUCAUCUACCAGCGAGCUUCCAGGCCCCAUCAUCCCCACAUUAUAGCGAGUCCCAUCUUCGAAGGCCGCAAUCAAAUGAAAAUCUCGGGGGCUAUGAUUUGCAUGAAAGGAGGCUCCCUACCAUGUUCUGA